ACCUAAACAAGUUUCGACUUUUGUCGGCGGUGAAACCAAAUUUGCAUAACCAAUCAAGAAACACAACUCGCGUCUCUGGAAGAUUUGGCUCGUGCUCUUAGACUCUAGUCCUGAGGCUGUUUGGUUGAAAAACUUGCGAAGCUUGGAUUGGAGAAUCAUGGAAUCGAAGAAAGUGAUGGAAGAGGAAGAAGAGAUGUGGAGGAGAGAGAUAGUGACAAGCGUGAUGAGGAUAGUGAGCACAAGAUUGCCACAGAGAGAUCUAAUAUCUCUCCUUCUCGUUAGCCCUUGGCUCUACCGCACCCUGGUCUCUUACCCUUCCAUCUGGCUGAACAUUGAUUUGCGUGAGAGGACCAAUGCAGGGGAUAGGCUGUUAGCUGCUCUGUCCUUGCCAAGAUAUCGUCAAGUGAAGCAUAUCAAUCUUGAAUUUUCCCAGGGUGUUGAGGACACUCAUCUUCAACUUGUGAAAAGCCAUUGUCAUGAUGCGCUUUCAAGCUUAGAAUGCUUGAAUCUGAACGGGUGCCAGAAGAUAUCAGACAGUGGAAUAGAAGCUAUAACUAGCAUAUGUCCCAAGUUAAAAGUUAUCUCUAUCUACUGGAACGUGAGGGUGACUGAUGAUUGCAUUAGACAUCUAGUGAAGAAUUGCAGAAACAUCAUUGAUUUGAACCUAAGUGGCUGCAAGAGCAUAACAGACAAAGGUAUGCAACUAGUAGCUGAAACUUAUCAAGACUUAGAGGCACUGAAUAUCACCAGGUGUGUUAAGAUCACAGAUGAUGGAUUACUUCAUGUGCUACAAAAGUGUUCCUCUCUGCAGACCUUAAACCUCUAUGCUCUUUCAGGCUUCACAGACAAAGCUUACAAGAAGAUAUCUCUUUUGGCUGAGCUAAGGUUCUUAGACCUGUGUGGUGCUCAGAACUUAUCUGAUGAAGGGCUUGGUCAUAUAGCUAAGUGCAACAAGCUAGAGACUCUCAACUUGACAUGGUGUGUGCGUAUCACAGAUGCAGGUGUGAUUACCAUUGCUAAUAGUUGCACCUCCCUCGAAUUUCUCAGCUUGUUUGGAAUAGUUGGGGUGACUGAUAGAUGUCUGGAGGCUCUCUCGCAGACCUGUUCUGCUACACUCACCACUCUUGAUGUCAAUGGCUGCAUCGGCAUUAAGAGACGAAGCCGUGAAGAGUUGCUUCAGAUGUUCCCUCGUCUGAUAUGCUUUAAAGUACACAGCUAAUUUGCUCUUUGACUCCAGGACUCUCAACAAUAUCUACCCUGUCUUUGACAAGAGUACAAAGACAUCUCUUGGUCUGCCCUUUGUCUAUUUUUUCCUUCAGUGUAGUGCAGCAUGUUGAGUCUGGAGCUUUUGAUCAGUCAUGUAAUCUCGACGUCCCUUUACGUCCUGAUUAUAUUAUGAUCUCACACCAAGAAACAUUAUUGCUACUGUCAUCUAUAAAGACCGCAUCUGUUAGACUCCAUAAAUACAUGUUAAUGGAGUAUUGUUUGUACCAUCUUGUUAUUUUUUCGUCAGUAGCUCUCGGCUUAUGGAUGUGCUAGUUUUGGAGAAGAAAGACUAUGUUAUGGGGAAAUGGGAAUGUGUUUUUGUUUUUGUAGUCAAGCUAUAUUUGGUAAUUUACUGAUAAAUCUUCCAUUUCA
Molecule: messenger RNA, 1638 nt
Organism: Brassica napus (rape)
Lineage: Eukaryota; Viridiplantae; Streptophyta; Magnoliopsida; Brassicales; Brassicaceae
Product: F-box protein At3g58530
Exons: 12
Coding region: 158-1219 (353 amino acids)
Biological process (GO): SCF-dependent proteasomal ubiquitin-dependent protein catabolic process
Cellular component (GO): SCF ubiquitin ligase complex
Molecular function (GO): protein binding
Source: RefSeq, a predicted model, not a curated record